AUGCCGCAGCUGAACGGCGGUGGAGGAGAUGACCUAGGCGCCAACGACGAGCUGAUCUCCUUCAAAGACGAGGGCGAGCAGGAGGAGAAGAGCUCGGAGAACUCCUCGGCGGAGCGGGACCUGGCCGAUGUCAAGUCGUCCCUCGUCAAUGAAUCAGAAACGAAUCAAAACAGCUCCUCCGAUUCCGAGGCGGAAAGACGGCCUCCGCCUCGCUCCGAAAGUUUCCGAGAUAAAUCCCGGGAAAGUUUGGAAGAAGCGGCCAAGAGGCAAGAUGGAGGGCUCUUUAAGGGGCCACCGUACCCCGGCUACCCCUUCAUCAUGAUCCCCGACCUGACCAGCCCCUACCUCCCCAACGGAUCGCUCUCGCCCACCGCCCGAACCUAUCUGCAGAUGAAAUGGCCGCUCCUGGAUGUCCAGGCAGGCACCCUCCAGAGCAGACAAGCCCUCAAGGAUGCACGCUCCCCGUCGCCCGCACACAUCGUGUCGAACAAAGUGCCCGUGGUGCAGCACCCUCACCAUGUCCACCCUCUCACGCCUCUUAUCACCUACAGCAACGAACACUUCACCCCUGGAAACCCGCCUCCACACUUACCAGCUGACGUAGACCCCAAAACAGGAAUCCCACGGCCUCCGCACCCUCCAGAUAUAUCUCCGUAUUACCCACUGUCUCCGGGCACCGUAGGACAAAUCCCCCAUCCGCUAGGAUGGUUAGUACCACAGCAAGGCCAGCCAGUGUACCCAAUCACGACGGGAGGAUUCCGCCACCCCUACCCCACAGCUCUGACUGUCAACGCUUCCAUGUCCAGGUUCCCUCCCCACAUGGUCCCGCCACAUCACACUCUCCACACGACCGGCAUCCCCCACCCGGCCAUCGUCACGCCAACCGUCAAACAGGAAUCCUCCCAGAGUGACGUCGGCUCGCUCCACAGCUCAAAGCAUCAGGACUCCAAAAAGGAAGAGGAGAAGAAGAAGCCCCACAUAAAGAAACCUCUGAACGCGUUCAUGUUGUAUAUGAAGGAAAUGCGAGCGAAGGUCGUGGCCGAGUGCACGCUGAAAGAGAGCGCGGCCAUCAACCAGAUCCUGGGCCGGAGGUGGCACGCGCUGUCGAGAGAGGAGCAAGCAAAAUACUACGAGCUGGCACGGAAGGAGCGGCAGCUCCACAUGCAGCUGUACCCCGGCUGGUCCGCACGGGAUAACUAUGGGAAGAAGAAGAAGAGGAAAAGGGACAAGCAGCCCGGAGAGACCAAUGAACACAGCGAAUGUUUCCUAAAUCCUUGCCUUUCACUUCCUCCGAUUACAGACCUGAGCGCUCCUAAGAAAUGCCGAGCGCGCUUUGGCCUUGAUCAACAGAAUAACUGGUGCGGCCCUUGCAGGAGAAAAAAAAAGUGCGUUCGCUACAUACAAGGUGAAGGCAGCUGCCUCAGUCCACCCUCUUCAGAUGGAAGCUUACUAGACUCGCCUCCUCCCUCCCCCAACCUGCUAGGCUCCCCUCCCCAAGACGCCAAGUCGCAGACUGAGCAGAUGCAGCCUCUCUCGCUGUCCCUGAAGCCCGACCCCAUGGCCCACCUGCCCAUGAUGCCGCCGCCGCCGCCCGCCCUCCUGCUCGCCGAGGCCGCCCACGGCAAGGCCCCCGCCCUCUGUCCCAACGGGGCCCUGGACCUGCCCCCCGCCGCCGCCGCGCUGCAGCCCGUCCUGCCCGCCUCGUCUAUUGCACAGCCGUCGACAUCUUCCUUACAUUCCCACAGCUCUCUGGCCGGGCCCCAGCCCCAGCCGCUCUCCCUGGUAACCAAGUCUUUAGAUUAG
Molecule: messenger RNA, 1803 nt
Organism: Pipistrellus nathusii (Nathusius's pipistrelle)
Lineage: Eukaryota; Metazoa; Chordata; Mammalia; Chiroptera; Vespertilionidae
Source: the annotation of a GenBank genome assembly